Sabethes cyaneus is the source of this 2919-nucleotide messenger RNA. Its product is annotated as sodium-coupled monocarboxylate transporter 1-like. The transcript has 9 exons. The coding region runs from base 388 to 2280 and encodes 630 amino acids. Lineage: Eukaryota; Metazoa; Arthropoda; Insecta; Diptera; Culicidae. Gene Ontology annotation, biological process: transmembrane transport; sodium ion transport. Gene Ontology annotation, molecular function: symporter activity. Gene Ontology annotation, cellular component: membrane. The record is from RefSeq and is a predicted model, not a curated record.
UAUCAAUAUCUCUUAGUAACAAGAUUUAUCAUAUCACUACAAAUGCAUGCAAAAUGCGGAUUGAUAUGUUUGUUUUGUUUUGAACACAACUGUUUCCAUUGUUUCAAUGAGGUUAAUUCGUUCGUUAUGUUAGGUGUCAGAGUUCGACAAUGUAACACAUCAGUGCCUGCUGACAGUGCUCCACAUUCGCUAACAAUCAGUGUGAGCUGCGUACUCGCGCCGCGCGUGUAAUCGAUCAGCGAUUUGCUUACUGUUACUGCUAGAGUGCUAGCGACAGUCGUGCCGAAGCUGUUGACUGAACCGGACUUUGCGUUGUUACAUUCUUCAGCAGUACGCUACUAGGUGUUGUGCAUAUAUCGUCACCAACUAAAACACUAUUUUGAACAGAUGUCACUCUCGGAAAACUGGAAGGAGCUGUACAAGUUCAGCGUACUGGAUUAUGGCGUAUUUGCUGCGAUGCUCAUCCUUUCGGCCGGAUGUGGAAUAUAUUUUGGCUUUUUUCAACGAAACCGAAAUCAGACACCGGAAAGUAGUGACGAUGAAAGUCCAGGGCCGGGGCGAAGUAGUGUCAGUGGUCACAGCAGUCAGAGCAAGCGAACAACUACGUUCGGUUCUUCUACGAUGGACGAGUAUUUGCUCGGUUCCCGGAAGCUGAAAACGUUCCCGGUCGCCAUGAGCCUCGUUGCCGGGUACAUAUCGGGAGUAACCAUACUGGGAACUCCGGCGGAGAUUUACAACUUCGGUACGCAGUAUUGGUUGAUCAUUAUACCGAUACUGCUGAUGGGAGUUGCAGUCUGUACGAUCUAUUUACCGGUGUUCUGUUCGUUGAAACUUAAUUCAUCCUAUGAGUAUUUAGAACUGAGGUUCAACUCUUCUGUAAGAUCAAUAGCUUCCAUAAUGUUUGUUCUUGACGAGCUAUUUUUCCUACCGAUGAUAAUCUAUGUUCCAGCGCUAGCAUUCAAUCAAGUGACUGGUUUCAACCUGUAUAUAAUUGGUGCGAUUGUUUGUGUUGUGUGUAUAUUUUAUACAUUAUUGGGUGGCAUAAAAGCCGUUGUAUUCACCGAUGCCUGGCAGGUGGUGGUUAUGUUCAUAUCGGUAGUCAUAGUGGUCAUCCUUGGCACGAUAACGAUCGGAGGUCCGGAUAUAAUUUGGGAUCGUUCUGAAGCUGGUAGUAGAAUUGAAUUCUUCAAUUUCGAUCCCUCGCUGUAUGAGCGGCAAACAUUCUGGGGAGUUCUAAUCGGAGGAUUUUUCUACUGGACAUCGUUCAAUUCGGUCAACCAAACCAUGGUCCAGCGCUACAUGUCACUACCAAAUCUGAAGAAAGCUAAGAUGUCCAUAGGGAUGUUCACAAUCGGAAUGGGUGUGUUCGUGUCGGUUUGUUGCUACGCUGGUCUGUUGAUUUAUGCUCAUUACUAUCAAUGUGAUCCAAUGUCGGUUGGAUUUGUGAAAACGGACGAUCAGCUGUUCCCUCACUAUGUGAUGGAGAUUGUCGGACACUUACAGGGAAUUCCAGGCCUGUUUAUAGCGGGCGUAUUUGGAGCCGCUCUCAGCUCAUUAUCAGUAGUACUUAAUUCUACCUCAGCUGUAUUGUUGGAGGAUAUACUUAAAGGAUUGUUCCGCGUAAAUCCGAGUCCCUUUGUGGCUAAUAUUUUCGUCAGAGGCAGUGUGGUGGUGCUUGGAUUGGCUGCCAUGGGUUGCUUGUUUGUAAUUGAAAAAUUAGGAGGAAUACUCAGUGUCGCGACCUCAUUAUCGGCUAUUGCCGCUGGAACUACGUGUGGAAUUUUUACCCUUGGGAUGCUGAUUCCCUGGAGUAAUUCCUUAGGUGCUCUAGUGGGUGGAGUAUCUGGUGCAGUUUUCUCCGGUUGGAUAUCGUUGGGAGCUCAAUUUGCCAGCGCCAAUGGUGCGAUUGUGCCACACAAAUUGCCGGUUUCGGUUGACGGUUGUCCAGAUGAUCUGAUUGCCAACAGCACCAUUAUAAAUCCGAUAUAUCCGGACGAAUCAGGAGUCUUUCCACUGUUUCGAAUGUCGUAUCAUUGGAUUACUCCGAUUGGUGUUCUGACUGUACUGAUAGUAGGUACUGUUGUAUCGUUUCUAACGGAGCCGAGGAAUCUUAAGGACAUAGAUCCGGAGUUAAUUUCACCAGUCAUUCACCGUUUUCUGCCACAGGAAUGUUUUGGUAAUUACGGAUCCGCAUCUAAAGAUGCUUCGGUUACUUUCAGUGAAGAAAUGCGUCCUACGUAUGGCACCCGAUCGUCAUCCAAAUUCAAACGAUCAAUAUAAAGAGGAUGUUAACAUGCGUUUCGACAUACCUGAAACAUUCGAUUGAAUGGCCAUGAUAAUUAUGCAAUUGUACUUAGUUCUUGACGAGUGAAUGCAAUUUUGCAAUCUCUAAUGGAAGCUGCAACAGUGUGAGGAAUGCUAGUUAUAUACAUAUUAGACUGUACAAAUUAGUUGUUGUAGCGGUAGGUGACUCUAAGUCUUAUAAAUAUACUACUCCAAAUAUAGGUGCAAUGUGCUAACUUUUGCGUAACUGCCUGUGAUACAAUCAAAAGAGUUGUUUAGGGAUUAGUGGCCGCAAGAGGAGUUUCUUUUUAUAUUCUGAUAUUACUAUCGAAUUUGUAUGCCAAUACGAAAGAUUUUUCAUAAAAAGUGUUUUGAAAUUCUGUUUUUUUGUAUAAGAUGACACUAGUUUUAAAUUUACAACUUUGAUCUUGCUUAAAUGAAAUGUGUACCUGUCAAAAUUAUAAUAGAUAAAAUAGAUUUUCAUAAGCAGAAUACUGUUGGCGUUAAACUUAACAUGGGAAUAGGAAGGACUCAGACCCUGAAAUUAAAUAAAAAGAAAACUAUUUCAAUGAAAUUCUACUAACUUCGAAGUUCUAAAACAGACACUGAAUCCUGCAAGUCGUAGACGAAAUACGU